AUGGUGGAUGAUGGCGGUCGGAAACCCAAGCAGGAGAAAUUGAGAAAAAGAGCAGAAAGUAGGAUCACCCAUAAAACUGUGGCCGAAGUCACUUCAGCCACAUUAGCGAAAAUCGCCAAAGUCCACUUCGGCCGAUUUUUCACCGAAGUCAAAACGAGGAAGUGUUCCAGGAGAGAAGAGCUUGAAAUUUCUACAAUCCCUUGCCAAAGCCCUAGGGCCGUCGCCGCGCGGAGGCCGCCGUUGAGCUCCUCUUCUCCGGCGAAGAACUCGAGGAAACCACACCAAUGCCGGCGUUUCUGUGCUGAUGUAGCUCCAACAGACACCAAGCCAAAGAGAUACAAGUACCCAGAAGUCUAUGACCCGUAUGGACCAAGACCUCCUCCAUCUGAGAAGAUCAUUCAACUUGCAGAGAAGAUUGCCACCCUACCACAUGCAGAGUUGAAACAGAUUGGUCCCACUCUCCAAUUAAGGCUCAGGCACCCCAAACUCCAAACUAUGUCAGCCGCAGGUCUUAAUAUGGGGCAACAAACCGGUGCCGCCUCUGGAAAGCCUGAGGAGAAGAAAGCAGAGAAAACUGCAUUCGAUGUCAAGCUGGAAAAGUUUGACGCUGCAGCAAAAAUCAAGGUGAUAAAGGAGGUCAGGGCAUUUACGAAUCUAGGACUGAAGGAAGCUAAGGAUUUGGUAGAGAAAGCACCGAUUGUUUUGAAGCAAGGGCUCACCAAAGAAGAAGCCAAUGACAUAAUUGAGAAAUUAAAAGCAGCUGGUGGUGUUGCUGUAAUGGAGUAGGGAAGAACACGAUGAUGAAUUUUUGUUUUUGUGUGUGUCACAGAUUGAGCUUGAUCUGAGGAACAAAUUUUUGUAUCUUUAAAAUAAUCUUAUCAAAGAAUUCUUUUAAUUGAUGGAUUCAGACACAUUUUUGUAUCCUUGAGAUGUUGGUCCUGUUAAAGAAUGGUUCAUGCAAUUGUUAA
Molecule: messenger RNA, 968 nt
Organism: Dioscorea cayenensis subsp. rotundata (Guinea yam)
Lineage: Eukaryota; Viridiplantae; Streptophyta; Magnoliopsida; Dioscoreales; Dioscoreaceae
Product: 54S ribosomal protein L12, mitochondrial
Exons: 3
Coding region: 1-786 (261 amino acids)
Biological process (GO): translation
Cellular component (GO): ribosome
Molecular function (GO): structural constituent of ribosome
Source: RefSeq, a predicted model, not a curated record